Moneuplotes crassus is the source of this 343-nucleotide messenger RNA. Lineage: Eukaryota; Ciliophora; Spirotrichea; Euplotida; Euplotidae. The record is from the annotation of a GenBank genome assembly.
UUUUCAGUUCGACAUGAAGAGUAAGGCUCUCUAGAUGAUAUAAAGCAAUCUUCUUUAGCUCUUCUGACUCUGAAUACUCAUCUAUCUUCCUUUUGACAACUGUAUGGACAAUAUCAGGAAUCAUAUCGUAUCAUUUAUUGAAAUUUUGGGUAAAAAUAACCAUCAAAUUCUGGUUCUGAUAAGUCAUGAGGGCCAUAUCAAUAUCCAAAAACACACUCUAGAGUCCCAAUAAGUUGGUCAUGUAAGGAAUCUCCUCUUGUGUCCAGCACGAAAUCUUGGAGGUAGCCUUUGGUAUCAAAGGUGUUAAAAUUCAGCAUAAUUUGUUACUAAAUCCAACCUUUUC